GUGAGAGCUGCGGCUGCAGUUUGACAGCGGCGGAGGUGCGCGACGAGUUUCGGCGGAGAUUAUGUGUUUAUAGAAAUGAUAUAAAUGCUCUUUCGCUGCAGUGAUCGCGCUGACAGCACCGCCAUCGGCUCACUGACGCCUCGACGCGCGAUGUUUGGCGAGCGCUGGCUGCUGCGCUUGAAGGCCGAUGUGUGAUUGGUGCUCUGCCACUGUCCGCCAGCAUGGUAGACAUGGAGAAGCACUACAGGCCCCCGUCGCCGCUGGACGACUCCGUGCUGGACAGUCCUCUGUGCCGGGACUUCAUCGGGGGAAUGGAAGACCUUCAGGACAUCUCUCAGUCCAUCGAAGAGGACGCUCUCAGCAGCUUCGAGGUGACCGAGAACCAGUCUUCAGGUCUGGGCUCCGGAUCGGAGAGCUCCACUGCGUUAGAUGCGCUGACUCCCGCGUCCAGCCCGGCGUCAGGUGUGGCAGGACAGGACGAGUUCACCUGCACCUCUCUGAACCUGGAGUGCCGCGUGUGUUCGGACCGCGCGUCAGGAUACCACUACGGGGUUCACGCGUGUGAGGGCUGCAAGGGUUUCUUCCGCCGGACCAUUCGCCUCAAGCUGGAGUACGAUAAAUGUGAACGACGCUGUAAGAUCCAAAAGAAGAACCGAAACAAGUGCCAAUACUGUCGCUUUCAGAAGUGCCUGUCGGUGGGCAUGUCCCACAAUGCCAUCCGCUUUGGGCGAAUGCCACAGUCGGAGAAGCUGAGGUUGAAGGCGGAGAUCCUAACGGGGGAACGAGAGGUCGAGGACCCGCAACUGGCCGAUCAGAAAACCCUGGCCAAGCAGAUCUACGAGGCCUACCUGAAGAACUUCAACAUGAACAAAUCCAAAGCAAGGACCAUCCUGACGGGCAAGGCAAGCACGCCGCCUUUUGUCAUCCACGACAUGGAGACGCUGCAGUUGGCCGAACAGACUCUUGUGGCCAAGAUGGUGAGCUCUUCUGGGGCUCUGCUGAAUAAAGACGCGGAAGUUCGAAUAUUCCACUGCUGUCAGUGCACUUCGGUCGAGACGGUGACCGAACUGACUGAAUUCGCCAAGUCCGUGCCAGGCUUCUCAAACCUGGAUUUAAAUGACCAGGUGACAUUAUUAAAGUACGGCGUCCAUGAGGCGCUCUUCGCCAUGUUGGCAUCAUGCAUGAAUAAAGACGGUCUGCUGGUCGCGUACGGCAGCGGCUUCAUCACCAGAGAGUUUCUGAAGAGCUUGCGACGGCCGUUCAGUGAAAUGAUGGAGCCCAAGUUUCAGUUUGCAAUGAAGUUUAACUCCCUCGAACUGGACGAUAGUGACCUCGCACUGUUUGUUGCUGCCAUCAUCUGCUGUGGAGAUCGGCCAGGCCUGGUGAACGUCCCGCACAUCGAGCGAAUGCAGGAGAGCAUCGUAAACGUGCUUCAUCUGCACCUCAAGAGCAACCAUCCCGACAACGGAUUCCUCUUCCCUAAACUCCUGCAGAAACUAGUGGACCUGCGGCAGCUGGUGACGGAGCACGCUCAGUUAGUGCAGGAAAUCAAAAAGACAGAAGACACUUCGCUGCAUCCCUUACUGCAGGAGAUUUACAGAGACAUGUACUGAGCCGCCUUUGGCUCAUUCUUCUGCUUGAUUUCUAGAAGACGACAUGCUCGGAGAGGGCCGUUUCUCUCAGGGGCCUUCAAAACAAGUCCCCUCCACAGCUACACUGUGAUCUUUUAUUAAGGGGCGUCAUGUGAACCACUAUUUUUGGGAUUUCUGGAUGAAAACGCCAGGAACAUCAGGGCUCUUCAUUACCGUUGAGUUAAACAAUGCUUUCUGCGGUUAUUGAUUUAAAGAGAACAAAACAAGACACUGCCAAUUAAAAUGCAUCCUGUGGUUUUAGGAUAUUUUAUAAUUACUUACUGGUCCCUUGGGCCAGAAACUGUGAAUAGAAACCCUAAAAUCCAACUUAUUCAUACAGCAAUAUGAUUUUUUAAUAUUGACAUGGUAACUUUUGAUAGUGUACGCUUUAUACACGCAGUUUUCACCCAAGUGACUUCCACGUAGAUCUGCCGUAACUGGUGAAACUGACCGUUUUGCAAAGCUACAGGGAUUUUGCUUCAUGGUUAAUGUUGUUAUGAACACAGAAUUCAUUUUUUCCCCCAUGUUAACCUGGGAAAACAUAAAUACGACACAGAAUUCUUCAUCGUAAUUCAGUCAUAUUUCAACAUUUGCGAAUGUUUAGUGGUUUCUUUUUCCCGUUAUUGUGAAAAACAUGAAUUAUUUAUAGUUUUAUCGGCUCACUCCCAGUGUUACGGUCUCAGUCCGUAACUGCAGUUUUCGAGUUAUAAAAUGCAGUGCUCAAAUACAAAGCAGAUCAAUACCUCACGACCGAUGCCUUCUGACAGAGCACAAGUGCUCCAGGUUGUGCAGUUUUACAGUAAUCUACUGUUUAAAGGGCUAAAGGAGUGUGGAAACGACAAGUGAGGCCUGUUACAGCAUGUAUACUGCAAGCGUGACACUGCACGAAAAAUACAGUGAAAAUGCACUGUUGCAAUUUUGCAAUGUUGGCUUUUUUGAAGCAACAUUCAAUAUUUGAGCGAACCACACUCCUGUUGUUUGAACACAGGUGUCUGUUGGGCUUGAUGCAAGUUAAACACAGAUUUGUACUGAAUCUUGAGGUUUGAGCUUCAUUCUGUGUAGAGUUUGCAUGCUCUUCCUCAUGUAAAUUUGGUUUAAUGACAAUAACAGUUCUCAGAGAGCCCGUUUCUGAUAACCAUUUUAUAAUAUAUAGCCGUUUUUAAAGGAAACAUUCAGUGCAGUGACCCAGAAAUCACAUGCUGCAGAUGCAAAGCCUAGCUUGCUUUAAUUUCCUUCCUGUCUGAAGGGAAAGUUUCACACCGUUUGUCUGUCUGUCCCUCCAGUAGUCUGUCACUCUUCUCCGUUCUUGAUGUUUUCUCAGAACCACAGUGCCUAGUCUCGACGUCACGGUGAAAAACGUCUCAUUGUUUUUUACUUCCCUAUAUAAACCAGGAACAGAAGCUAAUGAGAAAAUGUCUGUCAUACCGCCUUUUGUAAACGUAAACUCUAUGUGCAGUUAUCUACGUUAAAAGGUUGUUGCGUAAGGGGCCGUUCACACAGAAUGCAUUUUUUGCAUUAUAUUGUGACGCUUUUCUGUUAUUUUUCUAUGUAAACAUGCGCUAGACAGACAUGUUUGACCACUGCACUCGCAUGUUUUACGGUGACUCUCAUGAGACUGCACUCAUGUUAAAACAAUGUUUUGAGACCUUUCGGGGGGUUUUUUCCCCCCUAUUAUACUGCACUGUCUCACGUUUUUAACACAAAAACAUACUCUGUGAACCGGCCCUAAGAGUGUAAUAGUACAUAAAGGGGCAUUUGAUGGAUUAGAUUGUGUAAAAUUAAUUUUGAGAUUGUGUAAAGAGCCAUUCUAAAAUUAAGCUAAAAAUUGGAUUCCUAUAAAUAUUAUGGAGCCUCUAAAGGGACAUAAGCGAUGCUAAAUAACAUGGGAUAGGAGAUAAAAAAUAUUUGUUUGUAAAAUUAUUUUUUUGUUUGUUAAUUGUUAUUUGUUAAUCUGAGAAAUGUUGAGUUUGAUUACAAACCUUUUGCGUUACUCCACGAAACAUUUUUGUUCGCUCACAAAAAUCUUGCGUUCCAACAAAAAACCUUUGCGAUCACUCUUAAAAAUAUUGCAUUGCCCCAAAAAACUUUGCAUUUGCUCACAAAACAUUUGAGUAUGCUUGCUAAAGUAUUGUUUUCUUUCGCAAAACAUUGCAAAGGCAAAUGCAAAUAUUUAGUGAGAACGCAAAUGUUUUACGAGUUAAUGGAAAUAUUAGCUAGUGAAUGCAAUACUUUGCAAGAGAACGCAAAUGUUUUGAGAGCAAACGCAAAGUUUCUUGAGAU
Molecule: messenger RNA, 3911 nt
Organism: Sinocyclocheilus anshuiensis
Lineage: Eukaryota; Metazoa; Chordata; Actinopteri; Cypriniformes; Cyprinidae
Product: peroxisome proliferator-activated receptor alpha-like
Exons: 8
Coding region: 222-1613 (463 amino acids)
Biological process (GO): hormone-mediated signaling pathway; negative regulation of transcription by RNA polymerase II; positive regulation of fatty acid metabolic process
Cellular component (GO): nucleus
Molecular function (GO): nuclear receptor activity; zinc ion binding; DNA-binding transcription repressor activity, RNA polymerase II-specific
Source: RefSeq, a predicted model, not a curated record